Molecule: messenger RNA, 6220 nt
Organism: Boleophthalmus pectinirostris (great blue-spotted mudskipper)
Lineage: Eukaryota; Metazoa; Chordata; Actinopteri; Gobiiformes; Gobiidae
Gene: katnip
Product: katanin interacting protein
Exons: 28
Coding region: 224-5002 (1592 amino acids)
Source: RefSeq, a predicted model, not a curated record
UACCAACCAACACAACACAUGAAAAACGAGGAAAAAUGGCCUGUCGCUCAGAGAAAAAUGGAAAAGGCAUCAUUUAGCUCAACGAAGACACUUGCGGGCGGGUCUAGUACUGAUGCCAGAAUAAGCAUUGGAAUAUUCAUGUGUUGGUUUGCAGUGAAGCUAAAUUACUGAAGAUGAUGGAGCCAUCACCCUCCGUGAUUUAAAAUGGGAAUGCACGAACACAAUGGACAACAAGGAGUGUAAGACGUGCCAAGGAGGGAGGCUGGCCUCUACUGCAGGUGACAAUCUGGAUGAAUAUUUAAUUGCCCUCCAGCACAAAAACAGAAUCCUAAAACGCCUUAAAGAGAAAGAUCCAAAGGAAAUUGAGUUGGAGCGACUUGAGCAAGGCUUUUCUAUUUAUCUUAAUGGUGCCAAUGCUGAAGUCAACCGGAAAGAGGCUCCAAAGAACUUUCUCCACAAGGCCACCACUUCCCCGCCUUCCUGGAGGCCUGCGCGGACAGCAGAUGCCUGUAGAAGCGCCCACCAGUUAACUGAAGAUAGCCAUAAUCUGGAAUAUACUCAGAAGCAAAGGAGUCACACUGCCCCAGGGAAAGUCCAACGGAAACAAUGGAUGCAGGAUUCAGUGAAAAUACGCUCAGAGACUGGGCAGAGUUUGAAAAUAACCUCAGAAAAACGCUAUUCAGACGAUUUUGAGCCAUAUGAAAGCAUGGAUAUGGAGAGAACCAGUCCUCACUCACCUCGCAGCCCGCGUUCUCCCAGAAAUACCUGCCAACUUUCACGGUCCAGAUCCGAGAGCCAAGGCAGUCAUAGUGAGGAACAGAACGAAAAAGUACUUCUGAACCUUGAGGAAGUUAAGGUUUUGCGACGUAGCCUUGAGGUUAGCAUGCGGCGGAGCAACCGUGGCUCAGCUGGGGAGGAGUCUGAGGAGGAGUGGGUGGAUGAACACAUUGAAAGAGAUGAGAGUACAGAGAGCCUGGAUGAACUGGGGCUUCCUCUGACUUCAUCCAAGUCUUCGUCAAACUCUCGAGCCAACGAAUCCCAUAGCCAUAACCUUGUAGUCUUAGACUUUGGACCCUCACCUAAAGGUCGUAAGAUUGAACGCUCUAUAUCAGCAAAAAGGAAAGACAAUGUGGACAGCUUUAUACCAACGAAGCCUAUGUUGGUAAAAAGCAAAACAUUAGACAGACCCCCAUCAAAGGACUGGGAUAGUCAGAGAACAAGGAGAGUAGAGAGACCCCUGUCUGUAGUGAGAAAGACUUCCCUGGAGGAGCGUGACCCAGACAACAUGGCAUGCAAUGUGCGUCAAGCCAUCCAGAAAGAAAACAGCUCUGUGCAGAGUUCUGAUGCUUUCAAUCGCAGCCUGGGCAGGGGGCCUAAUCUGAUGAAUGGUUUAAUGCAUAGCACUGCUCAUGACAAGCAGGACAACAGUGUCACAAUGGCUAUGCAACGAAUAACGCUUAUGGGCCCAAGACAGCAGCAGAAACUUCUCAAGGCUUUGGAACAGCUGGAAACUAGCCCUAGGUAUAACUUUUCUCAGUGUGGCAAACUGGACCACAGCAAACAGUUGAGAAGACAGUCUUCCACAGAGGUCACUUCAGCUCUUUAUGUUACCAUGGAGAUUCUUUCCAACUGGGGGAAUGCUCUGCAGGUUGGCCUGACUGAGCUACAGUUUUUCUGCCUUAAAAACAAGAAGCUGUAUGUGUCACCUCAUGACUUGGACAUUAGAAACACUGACUUCCCUGGCAAUCUAGGAGCACUUGUAAAUGGUAAAAUGAAGACCACGAAAGACCGUCAUAUGUGGACAUGUCCCUUCCACCCUCCUAUCCAGCUUUAUUUCAUCAUCAGAAACACUGAACGCACCCUGGAUUUUGGGAUAUCUCGCAUAAAAAUCUGGAACUACAACCGAAGCCUCAAUGACCUUGACAUUGGUGCAAAGCAUAUAAAGCUGUACCUCAACAGCACAUUGGUGUUUGAAGGAGACCUAGACAAGGGCUGUGGUAACCAGGUUUUUGACUACAGUACUACCAUCGAUCUGCAGGAUUUUCAGGUCUCAGACCUGAUCUCUAGCCCGGUGUCCUCGGGACACAGUCUGCGAGGUGUUAGCCCUCAGCGCAAUGAGGAACGUAGAGCCAGUAAUGACAGCAUUAUUCAGCGACACCAAAGCUAUAAUCCAUCACCAGAGAUUUUGGGACAGGCAAUGAUGGACAUGCAGGACUCUCAUUCCCCGCUACCACCCAUCUCCUCUUUUGGGGCCUCUUCAUCUUCUGUGUGUUCACCUCAGAGAAACUCUUUUGUCCUGUCUGCCACUGAGGAGCCAUCUGCAGUCUUGGAGCAGACAGUCACUACUCAGCCUGCCUCUACUAGAGUGGCCCCGCAGUGGCUGCAGCCCUUAAAUCGAGGAGCCCCUGAAGGCUGUGAGACCAGCAGAGAGAAGCCCAGAUGGUUAGUUCCUCAGCAAUCUGCAGAGCCUAAAGCUUCCCCAGUCUCAUCAAGCUCCAUGCUUCCGGAGCUCCCAUGUAAUCCAGGCCGCGUGUGUCGAGGAGGGGAAAGAGCUGCCAAUGGUGGCCAGCGGAGAGCAGAAUCUUUGGACUGUGAUCUGCUGGAGGAGUUUGUAGAAUCAAAACCGGACAAACCCAUCAGUGGACGUAGGAGUUCAUUCCGAAACACUUCCAGAAGGGCAGAAGAAAUAUCCUUCAGAUCGUCUGCAUUAUCCAGCACAGAUGACCCCCUUUCUAAUGUAAACACAAGUAGAACACAGAGUGCCCACAGCCAGCAGGACGACAGCCUCAUGGAGUCUUGGGACUCCCUCAUAAAGUUCAAUCAGCACCAGCGGGGACGCAUCUCAAAUAUGGGGUUUGAAGGGGAUAUCUUUGAUGAGUUCCUACAGCGCCAGGGCCGUGGCCCACCCACUGUUCAAACUAACCCUUCAACAGCUCCCAGAAGCCCCUUGUCCUCCUCCUUUGUUCUUCCUGAUGAAGACCCCUCUAUGGAGCGGGAGGAGGAGUUUGAGAUUCCUGUGCUGCCUAAGGGCCAGAGGCUGGUGAUCAACAUAUUGUCCACUUGGGGUGAUCGCCAUUAUGUGGGUCUCAAUGGACUGGAAGUGUUCAGCUCCAGUGGAGAGCCCCUUAAACCAAUUCACAUUAGCGCUGACCCUCCAGAUAUUAACAUCCUGCCUGCUUAUGGCAAGGACCCACGUGUGGUCACAAACCUGAUUGAUGGAGUAAAUCGCACACAGGACGACAUGCACCUUUGGCUGGCUCCUUUCACUCCUGGACGAAAUCACACAGUUUUUCUUGACUUUGGUGCUCCGUUUCAUGUGGCCAUGAUCCGUGUGUGGAACUACAACAAGUCCCGUAUUCACUCAUUCCGUGGAGUGAAGGAGGUAGAGAUGCUGCUGGAUGGCAUUUGUAUAUUUAGAGGUGAAAUUGCCAAAGCAUCAGGGACCCUCUCUGGUGUUUUUGAUUGUUCCAUUGUAGGGCUAGACCAGUUUGGUGACACUAUUCUGUUCACCACUGAUGAUGACAUUUUGGAGGCAAUGUCUCGAUAUGAUGAAACAUUUCUCACUGAGGCUGAGUGUCCAGAUAACCUGGUGUAUGAGGAGGAACUCCAAAGGCCACGCACUGCAGAUGGAGAGGGAGAGGAAAGACCGUUUACUCAAGCAGGAUUCAGAGAAGAAGAUCUCAUUCUGAAACUCCAGCUGAACCCCUCCAGUACUCAGUCAACAGACUGUGUGGAGCAUGUUCCUGGGUUGUACACUGGAAAGUGCCUUAGAAUAGAGAUGGUGUUGACUUGGGGGGACUCUUACUACAUGGGCUUGACGGGGCUGGAGGUGGUGGGCAAGGAAGGCGACAGUUUACCGUUAGACCUCAGCAUUAUGGCUGCUUCACCCAGAGACGUCAAUGACCUGCCUGAGUAUGGACAUGAUCUGCGGACCUUAGAUAAACUUAUAGAUGGCCAUAAUAUAACAACUGAUGAUCAGCACAUGUGGCUGAUCCCUUUCUCCUAUGGAGAACCUCACACCUUAAUCAUUAAUUUUAACAAAGUCCAGACCAUUGCUGGACUUCGAAUCUGGAACUACAACAAGUCACCUGAGGAUUCCUACAGAGGGGUGAAAUUGAUCCAUGUGUUAAUGGAUGAUGUGGCUAUCUCUCCAUCUGACGGCUUUCUCAUAAGAAAAGGACCUGGUAACUGCCAUUUUGACUUUGCUCAGGAGCUCCUCUUUGUUGAUUUUCUUCAGACACCAACUGAAACAAAGUGUGCAGAGAUCUUCCCUUACAAAGAAAAUGCUAAGAAACAAGAAGAGGCUAGUAUGGACUAUGAGGCUCUUAUUAUGCCUUCUGGAUUCAUCUUUCAGUUGCAGCUUUUAACCACAUGGGGUGACCCUUAUUACAUUGGUCUCAAUGGCCUCGAGUUUUAUGACCAGAACCAUGAAAAAAUCACACUGAGUGACAACAACAUUGCUGCAUUUCCUGACAGUGUGAAUGUACUGGACAAUGUAACAGGCGAUGUGCGGACCCCAGAUAAAUUAAUCGAUGGGGUUAACAAUACCCAUGAUGGGAGACACAUGUGGUUGGCUCCAGUUCUUCCAGGACUGGUCAAUCGUGUAUAUGUGAUAUUUGAUCAGCCAGUCACCGUAUCUAUGAUAAAGUUAUGGAACUACUCUAAGACUCCACAACGGGGAGUCAAGGAGUUUGGGUUGCUGGUGGAUGACCUCUUAGUGUAUAAUGGGAUAUUGGACUGUGUAAUUCAUGUGACAAGAGGCAUUUUGCCAACCUGUGACCCAUUUGUACCUUACCACACUAUCCUUUUCACUGAUGAUGCUUACAUUGCACACAGGGAAAGAAACACUGUUAUCAGCAAUUAUGUGGAAGAUCAAGAUGUCAAAAUGACCAAUGAGAAUCAGAUUGUCCAUUACAACAAAAAGAAACAGACUGCAGAUCCAGCUCUUCGGCCUAAAACAUGUAUGACCGAUGGUGGAAAACAUGGAAAGAGGAGGUAUUGACUACACGUAAUUGGAGUCAUCUUAUUUCUGGUUGGUGAAUUUAAUUAAAGGAGCGGAGCCAUUGUAGGCAGUUAAAGCUCACACUGAAGACAAGAGUGACCAUAGAUGUCUAUACAGUGAUUCAGUCAUUUUAUGGUUGGAUAGUUGGGUUUGCAGCUGAGCUCACUUUAGGCCUCACAUGUGCUGUACCGUUGCCGUGGGUGACUAUACCAGGUUUUACCAGUCAGGCUGCAUUCAUCAGCCAUGUUAAUGUGCCUACUACUCUACACUAUUAUUGUGGCUGCUACUUGUGACCUGUGCUGCACAUUAAAAUGCUGCUUUGUGAUGUGUAACUACUCAAAGCGAUGCCCAAAUCACUUUUUAUUCAACUACUGAUGAGCCUGGGUCAUGAAUCCUUGGCUAAUUUACACUUUGCCAGUUCACAGACAAUUGCAAUGCUAUGCAGACGCUAAUAUCCAUAUGUAUUCUAGCCUAGAUGUAGUUGUUUAUUUAUUUGUUGGCUACUUGCUUAACAUGUUGUAUGUAAUGUGUAUGGGUUUUACAUGGAAGCGCUUUAAGAUUUAUAUUGAUGGGUCAAGGCUCAAACUCUUCACUUUUGUAAACGGACAUCUCUAGCUAUACAGAUUAGUUUAUGAGAUGUUUUUCUGAAAUCCCAAAUACUCUUCUUUGAACCAGACAGAGAAUCUUGUUUGAAAAUCAAGUGACCUUUUUAAAAUACUCCCGAGUUAUUGAGCCUGUAAAGCAGCUUUGAUAAGUCAAUUUAAAAUGGUAAGGUCUACAUUUACUAGUUUAGAUUUUGGGAUCAUAGUUAACCUGUUAUGCAAAUACCUAAAACUUACCUCAGAGCAAUCUUUUAAAAGGAUGAAAUGUUCUUCUACAUUCAACACAACACUUAUCAGUAGCUGUUGUAGUUCAAUGUUUUUCCAGUGCUCGCAUGACAAAGUGUUUUCAGCAAUGACCAUUGUUAUGUUAUGCUACAAUGCGCCUCAUCACACAUUUUCCUUCUCCUCAGAUGGAGUAAAGAUAUUGUACAUGUGUAAAUACAUAUAUGAAAUGCAGUUUUUUGUAUUUUAUUUGAACUGCAACAAUAGACAUUACUCUGUUUAACGGUCCCUUUCUGUUGAGCAUUGUUGUAUAAGUGACAUUUAUUUUUCUAAUUUUAUUUAAUGUGUAUAAUUGAUGUAGAAUUUAUUUCAAUCAAUAAACUUGAUUAAUGUA